AUGGAACGGAUUAUGAGACUCUCACGCCGUGAGUUGUCGCAGACAACCACAACAUACAUCAUUAUUGGUGUCGUCGUUGGUGUAACAUGUACCGCCGCAGUCAUCGCCAUUCUCAUAUUCACGCGUCGGAGGGGACAAAAGUACAGCCAGCUGAGGAAGAACAGCCAGCUAAGGAAGAGGAGAUCCAGCACCAUUGAUCGAGAGUCUUAUAGGAAAAGCAUGAUGUCGACGUUUUCAGAGGUGGACGACGCUCAGAGGCAGGCCAUGAUUAGGAAAUCGCUUGCGACUCGAAGCUCCACCAUGGAUUUGAACGUCGACGCUGUGUCAAUACGGACAACUACCACGCAUCCACUCGAAGCACAGGCCGCACAAACCGAUAUUCAGUCACCACAACCUCAGCUACCACUGCCCCCUCCAUCGCGAGAUGAAGAGUCGUCGAUUGGCCUCAAGGAGGACUGGAAAGAAUGGGAAGCGAGGCUCAACGAAAACUAUUCCCCAUCACUCGGCCUUCAUCCAGCGCUCAGUCCUCGCCCAGCACUUGACUCUCAUCCAGUAUUUGGGCCCCAUCCAGCACUGGGUCCCCGUCCAGCGAUAUCUCACUCGCGCCAGAGCUCGAAUAGCUCGACUGCAUCUGCUGGCGCAUAUCUCUUAGACGCAAGCCCACCAUCUCAAUGCCAUCUUGGCCUUUCCACAAAUGAGCUCGACCGGCGCUCAUUGCCUCCGAUGACUAGGCCGCAUUCCAUUGUUUCCGUUAAAUCCAACCGAUCACUGCCGUCAAACUACGAAGUUGAACAUGAUCCGCGCACCCUCCAUCAAUCGCAACAAUCGCGAACUCGUUAA
Molecule: messenger RNA, 840 nt
Organism: Trichoderma asperellum CBS 433.97
Lineage: Eukaryota; Fungi; Ascomycota; Sordariomycetes; Hypocreales; Hypocreaceae
Source: RefSeq, a predicted model, not a curated record